UGCCAGCGAGGCACGUUUUGAGGUCAGUGUUAUUUAUGAUGGUGGCAGGAUGAUCUUAUCUGCAGAUCUAGGAUCCAGGUUUCCACCCAAACGGUCGUUUUGUUUGAUUGAACACUCACCAUGAAGAUUUGUUUGUUUGUUCAGAGCAAGAUUGGAAUAUUGGGCCUACCAAAGUAUUAGUCCAAACAGCAAACUGAUAAACCAAGAGUGUAUGAAGAGUACCUUGGACCUGAUAGCCACAAUCUCAAUAUCGACCUCCUAUAAUCAGCUUUAAAAAAACUGAUUAGACACAACCCUAUUGUGUCAUUGUCUCAUCCUUUAGCGGCACGUAUCACACCACACAUCCAAGAAAUGGAAGCUGCACAGGGUAUAUUCACAAUAUUAAAGUGUGGACUCUGAAAUAUUCCCUGUUAAUGUUGAAACCAAAGGACAAAACACUUGUUGCAGGUUCUAUUUAAGUGUGGAAUUUGAAGGAGAGUGAAACACACAUAGCAUCAGGAUGUCUGUCAUUGAUCGCACUCAGCUGCAUCCUCGAUGGUAUUUUGGCGGCUUAGCCUCCGCUGGAGCCGCUUGCUUCACCCAUCCAUUAGACCUUAUUAAGGUUCAUCUGCAGACACAGCAGCAAGUGAAGUAUCGGGCAUCAGGGAUGGCCGUUUUCAUUGUACGCAAUAAAGGUGUCCUAGCGCUGUACAAUGGACUUAGUGCUUCCAUAUGUAGACAGAUGAGUUACUCGUUAACAAGAUUUGCGUUGUAUGAAGGUUUGAAGGAUCGGUUGAUGGCCGAUGAUCCUACCCAUAAACCUCUUCCAUUUUAUAAGAAGGCUCUACUUGCUGCAGGAUCAGGUGCCUGUGGUGGGUUAGUGGGUGCCCCUGCAGAUAUGAUCAAUGUAAGAAUGCAGAAUGAUAUCAAAGUCUCUCCAGAUAAACAGAGAAAUUACAAGCAUGCAUUUGAUGGCCUGUGGAAAGUGUAUAAACAUGAGGGAUUCCGAAGUCUUUAUAACGGAGCCUCGAUGGCUAUCAUUAGAGCAGUCUUCAUGACUGUCGGACAGCUGUCGCUGUACGAUCAGUUCAAGCAGAUUCUAAUAAGCACAGGGAUGUUCUCGGACAACAUGUUUACUCAUUUUACUUCAAGCUUCAUGGCGGGUUUUUGUGCAACUGGUAUGACCCAGCCCAUGGAUGUAUUAAAGACAAGGCUGAUGAACGCACCAGCAGGCCAGUAUAAGAACAUUUUGGACUGUGUCUGGCAGACUGCCAAAGUUGGCCCUCUAGGGUUCUACAAAGGGUUUGUUCCGGCUUUCGUUCGUCUCGCACCACAGACUAUCCUCACCUUCAUGUUCUUUGAACAACUCCGUAUGAAAUUUGGGUUUGAAAGUUACGAUAAGAAUAAAAGGUAGUAUUGUGUAUAAAUCAACCCAUAUCGGGGUAUGGUGUUUGUUUUUAUACUAGCUGGUCAAUUAGCCACAAGGAAGCAGAUACUUCGAUCAAAAAAGCUACAUGAAAGAAUGAGUUUGGGGUUGAACAAAGAAAAAUUUACUUUAGUGGGACUCGAACCAACGACCUCCGGAUUAUUGUGUCGGCACU
Asterias rubens (European starfish) is the source of this 1580-nucleotide messenger RNA. RefSeq names its product mitochondrial dicarboxylate carrier-like. Gene Ontology annotation, cellular component: mitochondrial membrane. The record is from RefSeq and is a predicted model, not a curated record. Gene Ontology annotation, molecular function: antiporter activity; sulfate transmembrane transporter activity; malate transmembrane transporter activity. NCBI's taxonomy places the organism in Eukaryota, Metazoa, Echinodermata, Asteroidea, Forcipulatida, Asteriidae. The transcript has 10 exons. Gene Ontology annotation, biological process: mitochondrial transport; phosphate ion transmembrane transport; thiosulfate transport. Bases 500 to 1393 code for a protein of 297 amino acids.